GUCACUUCCUGUUUCUUUAGGGGAACGUGGCUUUCCGUGCAGCGCUCGUCUCUCCAUCUGCGUCUCUGCUGCGGCGGCCGGAACUGGAGUCGGACCCGGAGGGCAGCCUCGCCAUGGACACGGCCCUCAACGACCCACAUAACGGCAGCGCUGAGGCAAGCAGCCCGGCCAACGGCACGACGCGGCCGCCUUCCACGCCCGAGGGCAUCGCGCUGGCCUACGGCAGCCUCCUGCUCAUGGCGCUGCUGCCCAUCUUCUUCGGCGCCCUGCGCUCCGUGCGCUGCACCCGCGGCAAGAAUGCUUCGGACAUGCCCGAGACGAUCACCAGCCGGGACGCCGCCCGGUUCCCCAUCAUAGCCAGCUGCACGCUCUUGGGGCUCUACCUCUUUUUCAAAAUAUUCUCCCAGGAGUACAUCAACCUCUUGCUGUCCAUGUAUUUCUUCGUGCUGGGAAUCCUGGCCCUGUCCCACACCAUCAGGUCAGAAGGAUCUCUGCAGCCUUUGAAGCAGCUUUCUCAGGAGCCAGUACAGGGUCUUGGAUGAGAACAUGACCUUUGG
Hipposideros armiger (great roundleaf bat) is the source of this 557-nucleotide messenger RNA. RefSeq names its product histocompatibility minor 13 (gene HM13). Gene Ontology annotation, molecular function: aspartic endopeptidase activity, intramembrane cleaving. Gene Ontology annotation, biological process: membrane protein proteolysis. Gene Ontology annotation, cellular component: membrane; lumenal side of endoplasmic reticulum membrane; cytoplasmic side of endoplasmic reticulum membrane. NCBI's taxonomy places the organism in Eukaryota, Metazoa, Chordata, Mammalia, Chiroptera, Hipposideridae. The record is from RefSeq and is a predicted model, not a curated record.